AUGGGUGGCAAAGCCUUCACAAACCACAAUCCUCCUCUGCAGACACCGCGGAUGCCAGGCGAAGUCUACCAUGAAGUCAAGAGACGCGUGGAACACCGACUCUCCAAGAUCUUCACCGUCGUUCGCUUCCCCAUCGAGGGACCAGCAAAGCAGGACUUUGGCGACGUUGACGUCUUCGUGACGGGUCCCAGAUUCCAGAGUCAAGGAGACGAGUACACCAGAAGAGAGUACCUUGACCACAUCGGCGCUAUUCUCGGAGCUGCAGCCGUUAUUCAAGAUGCAGGAGUUCAGGAACCGUCUGCUCACUUUGCUGUUCCCUGGCCUCGCGACCUCGAACACCUUUGCGACUCGCCUAUCCCUCAAGAGCCGACGUACGCUCGUCGUCUUCACAUCCAAGUCGACGUCCAAGUUUUCGACUCGUCAAGCCGGUUGCACUACAUGCUCUUCCAUCACGCCCAUGGAGACAUAUGGCAACUCCUGGGAAACGUGAUCAAGCCCUACGGUCUAACCGUAGACGACAAGGGACUCUGGCUGCGAAUCCCGGAGAUCGAGGACGCCGACAGGAAGAGGUCAAAGGUCUGGCUCACCGGGGAGCCCGACGCGAUCCUCAACUUUCUUGGCCUGCCGUACACCCGGUAUUGGGCAGGUCCCUUUGGGGACCUGUACCAGAUGUACGAGUAUGUGGCCAACUGCGUCAUGUUCUGGGUUCCCCCCGCCGACGAGACCGAGUCGGCUCUCCGCGCCAACGACCGGCGACGGAUGAAGCAGCGUCCCGCCUACCGAAAGUGGGUGGAGGAGUUCAAGCCUCUUUGCCGAGCCCAGGGCCGGUUCUCCGAAGAGCCCAUGACCCGCGACCAAGUUCGCGGUCGUGCCUUUGCGAGGUUCAAUGUACGCCAGACGUACAUGACCGAGCGCCGGGCCUUCUUGGUCGAAGACCAGAAGCGCCACAUCCUCAAGACCAUCAUCGAGAGGAUUGUUCCGCUGCCAGCGGAGGGGGCCGCAAAGGAGGACUUCCUGUACAGGACAGUCCUGGUCAGGGCUCUGAAGGAGAUCGUCCUCGAGUGGAACCGGGGGUUAUAUAGUAUUAUGGCCCCUGGGAACCUUCGGGAUGACGAAGGUUUCUACCAUCUUGGUAGAACCGAGUCAUUCGUCCUUGAGUACAAGGACAGGAUCGGCAAGGAGGCCAUGGACCUCCACAACCGGAGGAUGAAGGAGAAGAGGGCACAUGAGCAGCCAAACCGGGUUUAG
Messenger RNA from Fusarium vanettenii 77-13-4, 1248 nucleotides. RefSeq lists its product as uncharacterized. NCBI's taxonomy places the organism in Eukaryota, Fungi, Ascomycota, Sordariomycetes, Hypocreales, Nectriaceae. The record is from RefSeq and is a predicted model, not a curated record. The coding region runs from base 1 to 1248 and encodes 415 amino acids. The transcript has 2 exons.